GUCAGUGCAUGCGCUAGUAUCGAACCUGAGUGUGCACUGGCUUUUCGCUCACUCUGCAGUCGUGCUCGGGACAGAGACAAUGCUGACCAAGGAGCCGAUUCCCGUCGUCCAACUGGGCCACUCGACCCUAACCAUCGACCGACACGACCUGACGCCUGAGCUUCUGGAGGUGGCCAGGGCGGAACUUCGCGAGAACCCUGAUGUUGUGGCCAAGGCUGUGGAAGAAUUGCGCGAUUUGCUGAAGGCCGACAAGGAGUUGAACGUGCCUUGGGAGAAUGACGAAUAUCUCAUUAUGUUCCUCCGCCCUUGCAAAUUUUACGCCGAAAGCGCCUAUCAACAGGUCAAGAGAUAUUACCAGUUCAAGGUGAAACACAGCAAAGUUUACGCUGGCUUGAUCCCUUCAAAGGAGAAAAACAUAUUCGAGCAGGAUAUACUGACCGUUCUGCCCAACAGAGACAACAAAGGCCGUCGCAUCCUGGUAAUGGAACUUGGAAAGAAGUGGAAGCACAACGAGUGCAGCUUGGAUGAGGUUUUCAAAGGAUGCGUCCUGUUCGUUGAAGCUGCGCUACUGGAACCUUGCUCUCAGGUGGCUGGUUCCGUCGUGAUCUUUGAUAUGGACGGAUUAUCUUUACAACAGGUCUGUCAAUUCACGCCGCCCUUCGCCAAAAGAAUCGUCGACUGGCUUCAGGAUAGCAUUCCCAUGAGAGUCAAGGGCGUUCACAUCGUCAACCAACCGUACAUUUUCAACAUGGUAUUCGCACUGUUCAAGCCGUUCCUGCGAGAGAAGCUAAAGAAUAGGAUUUUCUUCCACGGCAAGGAUCGCGCCUCUCUCCAGAAGCACAUUAACAAAGAGGCCUUGUUGCCCUGCUACAAGGGCGAGUGUGAUGCGCAAAGACUCACUGGCAUGGACUGGUACAAGCUAUUGUCUCAGCUUGACAAGGAAUACCAAGCCGUUAAUUCCUAUGGAUACAAUAACAACAACCCUGACAAGAUUGAAGGAUGAACUCUCUGAUGCAAUUUACUACAAAUUGUGAUAUUUUUUAUUUAAUUUAAGGCGGAAUUGUGUUUGAUUUAACUAUAUUUUUAGAUUUUUACGUUUGUUUGGUUUAUUUUUUGUCCACAAUAUAUAAAAAUUAUUGUAAGAAAAUCUUCA
Cloeon dipterum is the source of this 1153-nucleotide messenger RNA. RefSeq names its product alpha-tocopherol transfer protein-like. NCBI's taxonomy places the organism in Eukaryota, Metazoa, Arthropoda, Insecta, Ephemeroptera, Baetidae. The record is from RefSeq and is a predicted model, not a curated record. Gene Ontology annotation, molecular function: phosphatidylinositol bisphosphate binding. The coding region runs from base 80 to 1003 and encodes 307 amino acids. Gene Ontology annotation, cellular component: membrane. The transcript has 8 exons.